GGAAAGAACAACACUGCACCGCGUCCCGUCCCUCCCGCCCGCCCGGGGCCCGGAAUCCCGCUCUCCACCGCUUGAAGCCGGACCAGCCCGAGAACCCGGGACGCGCUGGGGAGUUGGGUUCACCUUGGAGGCCAGAGAGACUUGGCGCCCGGAAAAGGGUGAAGAGGGUGGUAAGGGGGAGGGAGAAAGGGAGAAAGGGAGACCGCGAUACCCUGGAAGGCCGCUUUCAGACGCCGGGGCGUUGCGCGCGCUUGCUCUUUAAAUACUCAGACUGCGCGGCGCGGAGCCGUCGCCAUGGUGACGCGUGUCCCAGCAACCGAACUGAAUGGCUAUUGCCUGGCAACGCCAGGGCUUGAAGUUUUGGGGCCGCCCACCUAAAUACUCGCCCUUUCUCUAGCCGGCGAGUUGGGGGUGCUUCCCCGCCUCCCGGCCGCGCCCGGGCGCGAUGACGUAAACGCCCUCCGGCCCCGAGCCCGCACCCGGGUCCGGCUGCCGCACAAUGCCGCGCCAAGCCGGCGGAGUCGCGCGCGUCUGGGAGCUGUGGUCCUUUUCCUCUUCCCCGGCUUCCCUGCAAUCCCGCCGCACCGAAGUGUUCUUAAAAUUCAUUUCUCAAUCUGUAUUCUUUGGGGCUAAGAAUUGUUUCCUAAUGCGGACGUAAUUGCUUCUGUCGGUCUAGACCGCAACCCAGGACCUCCGGAUGGGACUCGAUAAGCUCCACGUGCGCCGUUGUGGCCUCAAAUACUCCUUGGUCCCACAUGUUUCUGCCCUUCAGAAUAUCACUUGGUCUUCCCAAAUCAUGCGCGCUCACAAACGGUUUUGCACCACCCCCAUCACCUUGUGCCCACCGGCCCCAAAUACCACUUUGCUCCGCAAAGGAUAGUUCCGUGCCCCUAAAUACCAUUCUGUCGCCCCACCUAUUCUCUGCCUCCUAAAUACAUAACUAAUCUGUCCCAUUCUCCCUCCCACAUUCCGCUGCCCUCGCCAAAUACCUCGGUGCCCCUUCCGCGUUAACUCAGGACCCCACCCACUUAGCGCCAUUUCCUCCAGACACCGCCCCCACGUGCUUGAGUCCCCUCCUAAAGCUCCCAGCCCCUCCGUCGAUGGUACAGUAUGUUCCUCCCCUUCUCUGUCCAAGCCACUGCUUCUUCCGGCCCGGGCCUGCCCUCCCCAGCCUCUCUCUGCCCCCACUUAGGCAGCGCCACCCAACCUCCUCUCCCGGGACGAGGCAGCCCCUCAGCCCGCUCGGGAAGGCCCGGUGAGGCUCCCGGUGACCGCUAGAGGGCAGGAGAGCCCGGCCAGCGAGCCGCCGCUACAAGGUGGAGGACUGGGAAAGCAAAGACCCUAGGGUUCGGCCGAACCCAGAUUUCAUAUUUCUUUAAGUGGAAAUUUCUUCCCCCGCCCCCUUCUAGGGAGAAAGUCAAAGAAGGAACUCAGGCUGCUGGAAAGGCCGGCAGGGGGCGGGACUGUGGGUUUCAGGGUAGAACCGUGUGUGGAACGGGACAGAGAGCGGUUAGAAAAGUGGGGCUGUUCCGGGAAGUAGUUGGGGGGAGGGGGUCCAAAACUAGCAACUAGUUUACUCAUUAUCGAGCCUUCCCCUUCCUUCUCAGCCCCCAGAGUGGGACUCCAAGGGACCCAGGGAGAAUGGGGCAAUGGUGCGGGGGACCUGAGGAUGAGCUUCCCGGCCUUGCCGUGCAGGACUUUGACCUAGCCCACUUUCUCUGUUACUUUUCUCACCUUGUCUGUUGUCCUGGGGCUAAAAUAGGACCAUGGGGACCCAGGUCAGGUUCCAGACUCCCUCCACCGCCUUCUGGAGCCAGGGAGUGGUUGGUGAAAGGGGGAGGCCAGUUGGAAAACAAACAGGUUGUCAGAGGGUCGAGUGACUGGAGCCCACGUACCCUAUUUGAGGGGCCAGGAAUGGUUGGGGAGGAAGAGGAAGAGGAAGAGGUAGGAGGUAGGGAAAGGGGGAGGAGGCGGAGCUUUGUCACCUGUCACCUGCUCUGGCUGAGCCUAGGGCGGGCGGGGGACCGGUAUAAAGCAGCAGGCGCCUGUGCCUGCUCCACCUCGUGCGCACUGCCUGCCUGAGUCUGUUCUGCCCCCUCCCCACCACUUGGCCACCACCAUGACACCGGACAUCCAGGCCCCUUUCUUCUUCCUGCUGCUGCUAUUCCAAGUGCUUACAGUCUCUGGUACAAGCAGCAGCAGUACACAGGCUUUAAGUGACCAAAGCACCUCACCCCGGGCCACCAGUGGCGCCUCAUCUCCGACCACCAGCCCUGCCUCAGGCUCGGCUGCCCCUUCGGUCCACGGUGGCACCUCACCCCGGGCCACCAGUGGCGCCUCAUCUCCGACCGCCAGCCCUGCCUCAGGCUCGGCUGCCCCUUCGGUCCACGGUGGCACCUCACCCCGGGCCACCAGUGGCGCCUCAUCUCCGACCGCCAGCCCUGCCUCAGGCUCGGCGGCCCCUCCGGUCCACGGUGGCACCUCACCCCGGGCCACCAGUGGCGCCUCAUCUCCGAGCGCCAGCCCUGCCUCAGGCUCGGCUGCCCCUCCGGUCCACGGUGGCACCUCACCCCGGGCCACCAGUGGCGCCUCAUCUCCGACCACCAGCCCUGCCUCAGGCUCGGCUGCCCCUCCGGUCCACGGUGGCACCUCACCCCGGGCCACCAGUGGCGCCUCAUCUCCGAGCGCCAGCCCUGCCUCAGGCUCGGCUGCCCCUCCGGUCCACGGUGGCACCUCACCCCGGGCCACCAGUGGCGCCUCAUCUCCGAGCGCCAGCCCUGCCUCAGGCUCGGCGGCCCCUCCGGUCCACGGUGGCACCUCACCCCGGGCCACCAGUGGCGCCUCAUCUCCGACCACCAGCCCUGCCUCAGGCUCGGCGGCCCCUCCGGUCCACGGUGGCACCUCACCCCGGGCCACCAGUGGCGCCUCAUCUCCGAGCGCCAGCCCUGCCUCAGGCUCGGCUGCCCCUUUGGUCCACGGUGGCACCUCACCCCGGGCCACCAGUGGCGCCUCAUCUCCGAGCGCCAGCCCUGCCUCAGGCUCGGCUGCCCCUCCGGUCCACGGUGGCACCUCACCCCGGGCCACCAGUGGCGCCUCAUCUCCGAGCGCCAGCCCUGCCUCAGGCUCGGCGGCCCCUCCGGUCCACGGUGGCACCUCACCCCGGGCCACCAGUGGCGCCUCAUCUCCGAGCGCCAGCCCUGCCUCAGGCUCGGCGGCCCCUCCGGUCCACGGUGGCACCUCACCCCGGGCCACCAGUGGCGCCUCAUCUCCGAGCGCCAGCCCUGCCUCAGGCUCGGCGGCCCCUCCGGUCCACGGUGGCACCUCACCCCGGGCCACCAGUGGCGCCUCAUCUCCGAGCGCCAGCCCUGCCUCAGGCUCGGCUGCCCCUCCGGUCCACGGUGGCACCUCACCCCGGGCCACCAGUGGCGCCUCAUCUCUGAGCGCCAGCCCUGCCUCAGGCUCGGCGGCCCCUCCGGUCCACGGUGGCACCUCACCCCGGGCCACCAGUGGCGCCUCAUCUCCGAGCGCCAGCCCUGCCUCAGGCUCGGCGGCCCCUCCGGUCCACGGUGGCACCUCACCCCGGGCCACCAGUGGCGCCUCAUCUCCGAGCGCCAGCCCUGCCUCAGGCUCGGCUGCCCCUCCGGUCCACGGUGGCACCUCACCCCGGGCCACCAGUGGCGCCUCAUCUCCGAGCGCCAGCCCUGCCUCAGGCUCGGCGGCCCCUCCGGUCCACGGUGGCACCUCACCCCGGGCCACCAGUGGCGCCUCAUCUCCGAGCGCCAGCCCUGCCUCAGGCUCGGCGGCCCCUCCGGUCCACGGUGGCACCUCACCCCGGGCCACCAGUGGCGCCUCAUCUCCGACCGCCAGCCACAUUACUAGGACAAUUGCCAGCAGCACUAACCAGAGCAUAGUACCUCCGACCUCCUCCAGUCAUAAGACUUCUCAGCAGUUGCCUAUUAGGGUCUCCCUGUUCUUCCUGUCUUUUCACAUUACGAACCUCCAGUUUAACUCUUCCCUGGAAAAUCCCAGCACCAGCUACUACCAGAAGCUGCAGAGAAGCAUUUCUGUAUUGUUUGUGCAGACUUAUAAACAAGAGGAUUUUCUGGGCCUCUUAGGUAUCAAGUUCAGGCCAGGAUCUGUGGUGGUAGAAUUAACUUUGGCCUUCCGAGAGGGUACCACUGCCCACAACUUGGAGAGACAGCUUGGUCAGCUUGAAGCAGCAGCAGUCAAAUAUAACCUGACCAUCAGUGGAGUUAGUGUGCGUGAUGCAUCAUUUCCUUCCUCUGCCCAGUCUGGAUCUGGGGUGCCUGGCUGGGGCAUUGCCCUGCUGGUACUGGUCUGUGUUCUGGUUGCCCUGGCCAUCAUUUAUCUCAUUGCCCUGGUUGUGUGUCAGUGCAGACAAAAGAACUAUGGGCAGCUGGACCUCUUUCCAACCCGAGAUGCCUACCAUCCUAUGAGCGAGUACCCCACCUACCACACCCAUGGGCGCUAUGUGCCCCCUGGCAGUACCAAACGGAGCCCCUUUGAGGAGGUUUCUGCAGGCAAUGGUGGCAGCACUCUCUCUUACGCGAACCUGGCAGCCACUUCCGCCAACCUGUAGGGGCACGUUGCCUGCUGAGCAUCCAGCCAGCGCCGACUGCCUCCCUGGGUUUCUUCACUGCUGCAGCCCCCUCCCCCUUGCCCCCAACUCUGCUCUGGGCUGGUGAGCUGGGCAUUCAGGUGGGCUGCCCACAGUCUCUCUCACAGGCCCCACCAAGUCCCCUAACCCAUCUUAGCCCUGGCGAAGCCCAUCCGAGCCCCUGGGGACAAGCCUGAGGCAGUGGCUCCCAGGAGGACUGGCGGGGACAGCUCGGAGAUGGGAGUGGGAACCUGAACAUGGCUGAAUAAAACUCGGGCCUCCUCUUCGCUGA
Balaenoptera acutorostrata (minke whale) is the source of this 4910-nucleotide messenger RNA. RefSeq names its product mucin 1, cell surface associated (gene MUC1). Gene Ontology annotation, cellular component: apical plasma membrane. Lineage: Eukaryota; Metazoa; Chordata; Mammalia; Artiodactyla; Balaenopteridae. The transcript has 7 exons. The record is from RefSeq and is a predicted model, not a curated record. The coding region runs from base 2120 to 4600 and encodes 826 amino acids.